Molecule: messenger RNA, 1173 nt
Organism: Styela clava
Lineage: Eukaryota; Metazoa; Chordata; Ascidiacea; Stolidobranchia; Styelidae
Source: RefSeq, a predicted model, not a curated record
AUGAUAGAACCACCCACCCCUUUAUAUUGUGAAGAUUGGGUACACACGUUAAAAGCUGAUAAUAUUGGAGAUUUAGAACCCACUUCCCCAGCUACUUGGUCCACUCAAAACAAGGCAAAAGUUACUUAUAGUUGGCCAUCCUCUAGACACGGACAAGUGAUCAAUGCUCAUUUGUCUCGUAUUCAAAUUUCGUAUGAUCCUUUUCAUGGGGUAAUGUUAGGUGCUUUCCCUUCAAUUUCCACCUGCAACAUAUUAACUGGGUCAUGCACGUUAGGAAGUCAAACUUUAAUUUGGAAACACCACCCUUUAAUUGAUUGCCCUCAAUACCAAACAACUGUUACUGAACUUAUUUUACAUUAUAAUUCUUCUAAUCAGAUUUACCGCCUAGAUUUUCCAAAACUUGGGCAAUCAAUCCAUAACUGGGGUUCAUGUGGCAAGUCAGUUAAAAGAUGUUUUAAGUCUGAUACUUUUUGUACCAAUAAUGGUUUGUUAUUCGAAACGCAACAAUGCAUUGCACUUGAUGGUUCAUCCCUUUUUACUCUUAAAUAUCCCGCCUUUAAUUACGAUUAUACUGUAAAGAAUUUUUCAGAAUCUUCUCCUCUAAUUGGGUUUAUUCAAGAAAGCACUGAUAGGGUUUCCCAGGUAAUAAACAAAUUGACAGCAGAUAUUAAUUAUUUGGAAUGCCAAAUUGAAAGCAUUCUAACCACUAAUAUUAAACUCCUGUCUAAACAAUACCCCGGUAAGAUCUUAAGUCAGUUACUAGGUGGGAACAGAGCAGCUAUCACCGUGGGUGAUAUAUUGACCGAAAUUGAAUGCCAACGUAUUAACGUUACCGUUCUUAGGAACCUCUUUUUACAGGGUAAAUAUGCUACCCGACCUUUAGUGCACUUUAUUAAUAAUAGCAAUGAAACGAUCAUUGCACAAAUAUUCCCUGAUUCUAACGCUUAUGUGGGUAUUCAUUUUUUUGAAAAUUAUACGCCUGGUCGUAUAUUUACGUUUCAAAUUGACGGUCGGUUCUAUAACUACGUCAAUUAUACCUUAAAUCAUGCGGAUAAAGUCAAAUCUAUCAAUCCAGACCAAAUCCCAAUAAUAGAUCAAAUUCGAACUUAUACCCUAGUCUGGCAGACUAGUCGAAUAGCAAUGCUCAUAUUAUACAUAUAUAUUAUACUUUAA